UUAAGAUAAAACGUGUUAAUAAGUUUAAUUUAACCAAUUAAUUUUAUUUAAAGAAAAUUUAUAAAAAAUAUAAAGAAUGUUUUUUUUCUCAAAAAAGAAACUAAUUUAACUCGUGUUUAAGUUUUAAGUUUUAGUGGAAAUUUUUUGUUUAAAUUGAAAAAGCCAACAACAAAAAACUGAACAUAUUUCCUUAAAUAAUUUCAUGUCAUGUUGCAUGAACCAGUUGAUGAUUCCAAUGUACAAUUAAAUUUUCAUUUAUCUACUUCACUGUCUAAACAAAAUUUGGAUUUAAACAAUCAAACAACAACAACAACAUCUAAUAGUCAAUUAUCAUCACUUUUGAAUGCCUCCAUUUGUGAUUCGAAUGAAUCUUCAAAAAAAUCUAAAGAAAACUUCUUAAUUUCAUUGAAUUCAAGAAAAAGUGAUUUAUUACCUGCAUCGAAUAGUGCUGAGAAAUUAAGUUGGAAAUUUUUCGAACAAGUCGAUUCACUUGAUAAUCAGCUAAGAAGUGAUGUGUCUUCGCCUCCUUCGGCUCUCUUAAAUGGUUCAGCUUUUUUCUUAAAUUCUCCUACAACUAAAGAUAUUUCCACAUCGUCCCUUGCCUCUACUUCAACUACCAUUACUACGACUAAUGACGUCAAUUUGAUUGUGGCAAAUAGUUUGAAUGCAUUAGGAAUGCAUUCGAAUCAUCAUCUGCAGCAGCAGCAACAACAACAAACGAAUCAGACAUUGCCUCAAGGCUGUAAUCGUAAAAGUAAUGGUUAUGCGAUCAAUGGCACUAUACAAACUACCGAAAUUCUUUCACAGACUAAUGCAACAACAAAUGUUAACACAACCACAGCAACAACUGCAGCAACAGCAAACGAUUUGAAUUUCUUGCCACAACUAAGGCUGACACCACAAACUCAACAAACAGAACAGCCUGCAACAACAUUUGUAUUUACUUCGCCGACUUCCACAUUCAAACGUAAGAAACAACAGCAAUUGUUAAAAGAAGAACAGGAAGUUGAACAGCAAACACAACAACAACAACAACGACAACAACUGCAACAAGAGCAUUAUAACAAUAACUUGUAUAAAAUUGGCAAUAGCCACCAAGAAAGGCCAAUAGGCACCACUGAAAGUGCAACAACCUUAAGCGAAGAUUAUCACAGCAGGACUAUAAUAGUAAAUACAAAUAAUAGAGGAAGUAAUUUAACUCCCAAACGGCAGCAACAACAACAACAACCACGAACCAACAGCAACAACACAAACCCUCUAACAAAUGAUACAAAGACGGUGAUAAACAAUAGUUUAGGUGUUUUACUAACAGACACCGUUACAUAUGCACCCUCAUCAUCGUCUGCAACAACAUUAUCUUAUAUCAACGGAAACGGAACUCUAAACAGAAACUCGAACGUUAACGGAUCUACACGUUUAACAUUUAAAACGCACACACUACCAGCCAUAACAAAAACAACAACCCCCUCUACCUUCAUUACGGAUGGUGUGGUGGAUUUGGUGGCAACAACUAACGUAACAAAAUCAAAAACACUUACCGGGCAGGGGAAUAGACACAACAAACUGUCCGCAUCGUUUAAACGUCGUCAGAAAAUGCAAGCCAGCAGUAGUGGUGGCAGUGGUACCACAACAGCAAUAGCAAAAGGUAAUAGUACUACGAGUCUAAUGGAUGACAUUGAAAUGCAUUUGGGUUUAAUUGGAUGGCGCAAAAAGUGUCUUUACACUUUACUGGUGCUCUUAAUGCUAUUGAUAAUCAUAAACUUAGGACUAACACUAUGGAUAUUGAAGGUCAUGGAAUUCUCAACGGAAGGUAUGGGUCAACUAAAAAUUGUUCCCGGUGGUAUACAACUAACUGGACAAGCUUUAAUUAUGGAUAUGUUAAGAGCAUCCACAAUACGCUCAAGGCAUGGGCAACCUAUAGCAAUAGAAUCAUCACGUAAUUUUUCAAUCAAUACACGUGACACGAAUGGUAUGCUCGAAAAUCAUUUAUUCCUAGGACACGAUAAGCUUGAGUGCAUGGCGACAGGUUUUCGUAUCAAUGAUACAAACGGAAGAAAUUUAUUUUCUGUAAAUCGUAAUGAAGUUACAAUCGGUGCACACGCUCUACGGAUUGAUGGUGAAGGUGGUGCCAUAUUUCGAGAGUCAAUACAGACACCACAUGUACGUGCCGAACCGGGACGUGAAUUAAGAUUGGAAUCACCCACACGUCAAUUGGAAAUGACAGCUGCAAAGGAUAUAAAUUUUCAAUCACGUGCAGGAGGCAUUGAAAUCUCUGCACUGGAGGAUGUUAAAUUGACAGCACUGGAUGGAAGUCUACGCUUUGAAUCCUCCAAGAUCUUUAUGCCCAACCUAAGAACUGUGCAAUUACCCCUGCCAGGGACACAACAAAGUCGUGAACAUCUGCAUCGUGUUUUUCAAUUAUGUGCCUGUGCGAAUGGUAAACUAUUUCUGGCGGCGCCACAUUCAAUAUGUGCCGGUGAUGAUACAACCGUUUGUAGAUGAUCAACAGAAGAAAAUUAACAGGACAAUAAAUAGAAAAGCAAAAUGAAAACAAAAAAACACACAAAAUUAUAAGAAAUAUAUAAGAACUGACAAUGCGCCUGAUGCAGGGGUUUAGAUAAGUACGCUUAGAGAAAACAAAUUAAGCAAAAACAAAGGUAGUUUAAAAAAUAUCUAAUAACAAAUAAAAAAAGCCGCCGAAUGUUAUUUGUGUUGAAAACUUUUGUAUGUUGAAUAUAAAAUAAAAAUAUUUUAUUUUAAUUUAUUUUUAGUAUUUAGUAGAGAGUACAUAAUAAAUAUUGUUUGUUAUUAACUAAAAAUAAAUAUAAAAUACAUGAAAUGUAUGUAAAUAUU
This is a messenger RNA of Lucilia cuprina (Australian sheep blowfly), 2853 nucleotides long. Its product is annotated as putative GPI-anchored protein pfl2. Bases 208 to 2502 code for a protein of 764 amino acids. NCBI's taxonomy places the organism in Eukaryota, Metazoa, Arthropoda, Insecta, Diptera, Calliphoridae. The record is from RefSeq and is a predicted model, not a curated record. Gene Ontology annotation, biological process: heart contraction; cardiac muscle tissue development. The transcript is spliced from 8 exons. Gene Ontology annotation, cellular component: sarcolemma; sarcoglycan complex.